Messenger RNA from Monodelphis domestica (gray short-tailed opossum), 1619 nucleotides. It is a transcript of the gene MILL-like, whose product is annotated as MHC class I-like located near the LRC-like. NCBI's taxonomy places the organism in Eukaryota, Metazoa, Chordata, Mammalia, Didelphimorphia, Didelphidae. Gene Ontology annotation, cellular component: external side of plasma membrane. Gene Ontology annotation, biological process: immune response. The record is from RefSeq and is marked provisional.
AGUAAUAACGAAAACAGACCCGAGAGUUGCAUUUAUUUCUCUUUUGUAAGAAAAGAGACUAAACUAGGUCCUCAAAAGUUCUGACAGCUCUAAGUAUGUUGUGAUCUCCCUGGAUACAAGGAAGGAAAGGUGAAGAAGAAUGGAAGGAGACUGGAGGGAUUGGAGGGACCUUUGCCUCUUUUUCUGGUCCAAAUUUCUUAGGGUUCAAGAAUGCCAGAAUUCACUGCACAGACCUGCUUCCUGCAAAGUGCAGUUGAGUCAGAGAAGAUUUCUUGGCAUUCAAAGAGCUCUGGAUUCAGGACUUCACAGUCUUCAAUACAACUUCAUUGCCAUAUCCAAUUCUGAUCAAGAAUCAUUCUCAUAUUCAGCCCUGGUCUAUCUAGAUGAUCAAUUAUUCCUUCAUUAUGGCAGUAAGAGCCAACUAGAGCUUCGGAGCACUUCACUAGAAGUGGUUAUUCCCCCAGACAUUUGGAAGAAAGAGUCUGAGAAUCUGAAGGGGAUGAGAUGGAAACUGAGAGCAACUCUGGCAAAAAUCACACAACAAAGCCAAGAAAAAGAUGGUUCUCACACCCUGCAGGUAAUACUUGGCUGUGACCUCCUUAAAAAUGGCAAGACUAGAGGAUGUUUGGAAUAUGGCUAUGAUGGAGAGAACUUCCUCACCUUCCAACCGGAGACACUCACCUGGGAGGAUUACUAUCAUCCUGCUGCUAACAGCAUAAAGAAUGACUUUGCCACAGAUUUAAUAGAUACAAAGCUCAAUAAAGCAAAAGUGGAACAAGAAUGUCCUCAACAACUUCAGGGUUAUCUGGCCGUUUUGAAGGAGAAAAAAGCAUCCCCUUCACUGCAUGUGACUUCAAAGCUGAAUAACCUAUGGGUGUGUUGGGCUUACAACAUUUUUCCUGGGGACGUCAAGAUAACCUGGUUGAAGGAUGGGCAAGCACUGAAUCAAAAGGAACAGGAAAGUGGAAUCUUAAGACCUAGUGGGGAUGGCACCUACCAGACUUCGGUAUCUAUAUAUGCUAACCCUAAAGAGUUGAAUUACAAGUGCCAUGUGGAACAUCAAGGAAAGAACCAAACCAAAGCUAUACCCUCAGGUUCUGUUCGAAAGGAAUUCCAGAUAAUUUUUGUUAAUCCAGUUGUUAUUGUUAUUAUCUUCAACUUAAGGGAAUAAGAUACAGAAGGUGAAGGAGUUCAGGAAGGAGAGAUGAAGUAAGCUGGAUCUUGGGAGUUGGAAAGGACUUCUCUGUGGGAAACCCAUCAAGAAGAUUGAUUUGUGGGGGCAACUGGAUGGCUCAAUGGAUUGAGAGCCAGGCCUAGAAACGGGAAGUUCUAGGUUCCAACCUGACCUCAGACACUUCCCAGCUGUGUGACCCUGGACAAGUCACUUAACCCCCAUUGCCUAGCCCUUACCACUCUUCUGCCUUGGAACCAAUGCACAGCAUUGAUUUAUAACUGACCCCAGGGGCCCCAGAAAACAAAGCCUGAUCCUGCUAGACUUUGGGAGAAGGGGUUCAGUUUCUUCUAGGGACCUCCCACUCCCUCUUUCCCAUUUUCUCAUUCCUGAAUUCAUCCUCCCUAUCCUUCAUUUUGAUCCCAUAGAAUAAACAUCUUUUCAUAAG